This is a messenger RNA of Cooperia oncophora, 1152 nucleotides long. Lineage: Eukaryota; Metazoa; Nematoda; Chromadorea; Rhabditida; Trichostrongylidae. The record is from the annotation of a GenBank genome assembly.
AUGUUAGCGACUGGAAUCCGCUACUAUGCUCCUAGUCUCAAUGACACCGGCGAUGGAUUUUGCCUGGUCAUAAUCAAUGAAACGCAACGGAAAUGGCUGACAGACUUUUCGCAAAGAGGUAUUGGAAUCGACGAUACAUUUAACGUGUCUAUGUACAAGCUACGGCUUGCUACAAUCAUCGUAGCUGAUCACAGUGACAGAGCACUUCCAGCUGCUUUCAUGCUUAGUUUCAGGAUGAGCGAGAGCGAACUUGUUACCCUGUUCGAUAAAGUGAAAGAAUUGGUUCCCGCGUUUGCGCCCGAUUUUUUCAUGAGCGACGACGCUGCAUCAUUCCACAAUGCAUUUCUUCGUGUGUUUCCUAAUGCUCACACGCGGAAGAUACUUUGUAACUGGCACGUAUUGCAAGCUUUCAAGCGUUCUGCUAGGAAGAAAUUGACGAAGGUGGGACCCAUUACUCAAUACAAGCCCGAAACGCGCUUUUCUAUCAUCUCCUUCCUUUGGCCGUCGUUGCUUGGGGAAUUCAUGUCAAGGAUUCGUCUAGUCAGCAGAUCAUGCAAACCAGUAAUUUUCACGAAAAGAUAUGGAGAUACUUUAACGUUCCUUUUGAACGAGAGCCAACACAAUUUAGUCGACUAUUUACACCGAAACUGGACUCAACGAGUAGAGGAGUGGGGUGCCCACCAUAGGAAAGGUGCGGUGAUGAAUACAUCUAUGAUGUGCGAAAGGUGGCACAAGCACCUUAAAAGGGAAGUGUUCUGCUCCAAGAGCAAAAUAAGAAUAGACGAGCUGGUGGAUGCUCUUAUCACGACAGUGAAGGAAAUGAAGGACGAUGCUGCAGUGAUAGAGCAAAGAGGUCUUGUGGAAGGUCGAUGGCGUCUCCAGAAUCACCACAUUAGCCACAACAAGGCGAUCAGUAUUUAUGGGAACAUGCGAGAACAAAUCCAUGUUGUGGAGCCUGGGUUGUGGAAAGUGCGCUCGCAUAAGUCCGACACGUUCUUCAUGGUGGAGGAAGAACGUUGUCCAUGUACGAAGGUACUCACCAGAGAAGCUACCCGUGACUGCUGCUGCAGAAUCAUUUGUGCAGGAACUAAAUCACUGCCGCAAACCCGGUUGCUCAGCCUGUCCGUACUCGUUCUUUUGCGAAUGCGAUGA